Megalops cyprinoides (Indo-Pacific tarpon) is the source of this 2456-nucleotide messenger RNA. RefSeq names its product interferon regulatory factor 9 (gene irf9). The coding region runs from base 111 to 1388 and encodes 425 amino acids. Lineage: Eukaryota; Metazoa; Chordata; Actinopteri; Elopiformes; Megalopidae. Gene Ontology annotation, molecular function: RNA polymerase II cis-regulatory region sequence-specific DNA binding; DNA-binding transcription factor activity, RNA polymerase II-specific; protein binding. Gene Ontology annotation, biological process: regulation of transcription by RNA polymerase II; immune system process. The record is from RefSeq and is a predicted model, not a curated record. The transcript has 10 exons. Gene Ontology annotation, cellular component: nucleus.
GGGUGAUCAGCGAUUUCAUACUGAGAGGGACACAGAGACCAGUAAGAAUAAACCAGUCGCAGUACUAUGAAAAUUUCACUAAAGGGCAGACGCAAAUAAUAAGUGCAGCAAUGGCAACACCAGGAAGAGUUCGCUCCACUCGUAGAUUGCGUACCUGGAUGGUAGAACAGGUGAACAGCGGGCGGUACCCGGGACUGAUGUGGGAUGAUUCGGCCAGGACCAUGUUCCGCAUCCCCUGGAAGCACGCCGGCAAGCAGGAUUUCCGCAGCGACGAGGAUGCCGCCAUUUUCAAGGCAUGGGCGGUGUUCAAGGGGAAGCUGUCCGAGGGUGGGCGCUCUGACCCCGCCUCCUGGAAGACCCGGCUGCGGUGUGCCCUCAACAAGAGCCCGGAGUUCUGCGAGGUCAUCGAGAGGUCGCAGCUGGACAUCUCCGAGCCGUACAAGGUGUAUCGGCUGGUCCCGCUGGCCGAGCAGGGACUGGUUUUAGCUGGAAAGAAGGAUGGAGAGAAGGCUGGGAAGAGGAAACGUCAAAGGAGCCACUCCGACAGCGAGGAAGAGAAUGCGAUCAAGAAAAGCAAAGACGAGGUUGUCACUCCCGAGCCAAUUAGCAUGGCUGUCCAGCAGUUGGAAGUAGAGAGGGAAAUCACCAUUGGAUCGGUGGACGUCAGUGAGUCGACUGUCAUUUUGAAGGACGAAGGCCCGGUCAAUGAGAUCCAGUUGAACUUCAUGAUCGAGACCAUCCCUCCUUCUGGAGAACUCCCCUCCCUCGUCAUCUCAGUGCUGUAUGUGGGUCAGGAGGUGCUGCGAAAGGAGAUUUUCGGCAAGGAUGUAAGGGUUGCCUACUACUCCUCCCUGUGCAGCCCGCGGCCCCCAUCCUCCCUCGUUGUCGGGGACGUGGAGCGGAUCGCCCUCCCAGAGCCCACCUCCUCCCUUUCCCCCACCCACCAGCAGGCGAUCAGCACCCUGCUGCCCUUCAUGGAGAAGGGGGUGCUACUGGCCUCCACCAGUGGGGGGAUCAUGGCACAGCGUUUCUCCUGGGGGCGGGUGUUCUGGACAGGGCCACACACCACUGAGAGGGGCCCUCACAAGCUGGAGCGCACCCCCAACCCCGUGCGGCUGUUCAACAGGCAGACAUUCGAGCAGGAGCUGAAUGUGUUCCGCAGCAGUGGGGGCGAUCCCCCUAAAUGUGAUGUCACUCUGUGUUUCGGAGAGGAGCUGACCGACACGGACGACCCGGCUAGCAAGCUUAUCACCAUACAGAUCUCCCUGCCCUGGGCUACCCAGCAAGUCCAGGAGAUUCAGUCUUUCAGGGAUACAAUGACCGUCCUCCAGAACCUGGCCAGCCAAUCACCACUGAGCGAGGUCACACUCAACCUCGUCGGAAUCUAGCCAACCAAUCGGCAGACGUUGGAGGAUCCUAAGAAUCCCUUUUCAUGGACACGGGAGCUGAGCUUGAGGGUAUCCCAGAUGGCAUCAGCACAGCCUCUGGCCAGAUGGGCGGUUUUAGUGCUCCGCAGGGUGGUGUCCAAAAGCCUGAGCAGAACUACGUAACACCCCACACCACACACUGCAGGGGCACAGACAUCCCCCACAAUUCCCUGAUGCCAUCUGGAGACCCCCCACCCAAGUUGUGAUGACAUAACGCCGAGCUAUGCUCACAGCAGGGAAAUGCAUCUAGUUUAACUGGUUUAGAGAGCCAUAAAUUCAAUGACAGACAUAAUGAUUGACGAUUAUAGUAACCACAGUCGGUUUGGUGUCGGUGCCAUUACCCUCGUGAACAGCAAGUUUCACCACCCGGUAAGAGCCAGGACACACUUGAACACGUUACCGUGUUGGUGACUGUCCUCAAACUUUGACCUCAAGAGAAAGUACACGUGACACAAAUGUCAGGCACCAUCUGAAGCCCUCCCAGCUCCUUGUGAUUGCCCGUGGUAAACUUCCCCAGGCCCCCCUGAAGCAGUGAAAGGAAUAUUACCCCGGGCAACAGGUGGCAAAACGUCAAUCUCUGCACCACUCCGAGUAGCAGCCCCCUCCAUAUUUCUACCCAAAUUCCCUCAUUCUGAUGCUGCUGCCAGUAGCAACAAAAUGACAACUGUAUUGCAGGUCCUCUGAAGUGCUGUUUGUAAUGUAAAUGUAAAUCAGUGUUUCCAUGUUUCCAUAUUUCUCUCUUUAGUGCAGUUACUAAAUAUACUGUACAUACAAAAAAAUGCUGAUUUAUAGACACACGUACAGACGAUUUCUCAGUUUUAGACACCAGAAUAGAUUCUCACGACCCAGUCUGUAAUGAAGACUGUUCCAAGAUUAGUCAUACCUGCAGGUUUAAUACAGAGGACACAUCUGCCUUUGGACUGAAGAGGACCAAGCUGAAGGAAAAUGCACAUGCAGAUCUCUUCAACUGUAAAUAUUUGUGUUAUUUAUCCACCGUCUCUAUAUGUUUAUUCUAUCUAUCAAUAUUAA